Messenger RNA from Mesocestoides corti, 3534 nucleotides. The record is from the annotation of a GenBank genome assembly. Lineage: Eukaryota; Metazoa; Platyhelminthes; Cestoda; Cyclophyllidea; Mesocestoididae.
AUGAAACAAAAUACAUCUGGAAUUUUACACGGGCCGCAUAUUUCAAUUUCGGAUGCUUCCUGUUUCGAAAAGAUUCCGGAAAUUCCGGUUUAUCGGCCGUCGGAGUCAGAGUUUAGGGAUUUUGCUGCGUGUAUGUCCCUAAUCGAGCGAAUGGGAGCCCAGCACAUGGGUCUCUGCAAGAUCAUCCCGCCAGCCACCUGGUGCCCCCGUCGUGGUGGCUACGAUGACCUUGACUUCACUAUUGAAAAGCCCAUUCUGCAGUUCAGUGCUGGGACUGGUGGAAUUUACCUUCAAGAUGUACGAGCUCAGAAGAGUAUGAGUUUCAAGAAAUUCGAGAAGAUGUCCAACUCAGCGAGGCUUCAGACGCCGACUCAUAAUAGCAUGAAUGAUUUGGAGGAAAUUUACUGGAAUUCAAUCGGAAACCUCCAGCCCAUAUAUGGGGCCAAUGUGAGCGGGAGCUUGACUGAUCCUGAUCAGCCUUCUUGCAACAUUCCCAAACUUCGUUCAACCCUGAGCGAUAUUUUGGCUCAAGAAGAUAUUGAGAUUGGUGGUGUGAAUACUCCAUAUCUCUACUUUGGCGCCUGGGCCACUACCUUUGCCUGGCAUGUAGAGGACAUGGACCUUUAUUCGAUAAAUUAUCUUCACUUUGGUUCACCCAAGCUAUGGUACUGUAUCCCGCCAGCAUUUGCACGAAAAUUCGAGGCGUUUGCUCGAGAGCACUUCAAACCCGAAUUUCUAGCGUGUCACAGCUUUCUUCGUCAUAAGUCCAUAUUGAUCAACCCAAGAGUGUUGGCUGCAGCUGGCAUUCCUACGCGGCGGAUACUGCAACACGAGGGUGAAAUAAUGUGCACCUUCCCCUAUGGCUACCACGCGGGAUUCAAUACAGGUGUCAACUGUGCGGAGUCUACAAACUUCGCUCUUCCGCGUUGGGUAGACUAUGGAAAACACGCAACCAUAUGUAAGUGUUGGGAUGACACUGUGCGGAUAGAAAUGAGUCCCUUCGUUCGUCGAGUCCAACCACAUUUGUUCGAUGUGUGGCAGUGUGGUUUGGACAAAAGUCCUCACCCUCUAGACAUCUACAAACCCCGAAUGCGUGAAGUCGCAACUCUUGUGGAUGCAUUGAUUAAUUCUGAAGACAGGACAGCUUCCUCAAUUUUAUCUCCAGAAGACAGUGUUAUGGUCAGCCUUGGGAAGCGCAUAGCAGAUCUCAACGUCCAGGGCCUAUUUUACGCACAUGGAGAUUUAGCGAAGGCAACCCUACCGUCAUAUCUGAGGCGCAAUCGUAAGCUUCAGGCUCUUUGGUGUGGCUUUAAGAAGGAUUUCAGGGCCAUCGUGCAUUUCAACACCCUCAUCGGCACUCUCGAGCCCUUCUGCUCGAUUUGCGCAUUCUUUUGGCCCCCGUUGGUUGCCAGAAAGGCUCUCACCGAAUCGCAUAAGGGAGAAACCCUACCCGAAUUCAGUGAACCCUACCUCUCUGAGGUCGCCUUCUGUCGGUCGCCCAGUGACUUUCCCCACAUCUGCUUGAACGGAGACCCCGCUAGCCGAGUUUACCAGUGCUGCCGGUGCAAGGUGGUCGUCCACGCGCGUUGUUACGGCAUUGAUGAGGCCCGUGAAAGCAACCGUUUUUCGUGGGUGUGUGAUGCUUGUAAAUCAGACGAUGAAGAACAGCAAUGCGUCCUGUGCCCGAUACGCGGUGGAGCUCUCAAACCUUUGGCUAAUCCCUGUAACUCGAAUGACCACAAGCAGUUUUGGGUUCAUCUGGCGUGUGCGAUUGCGGUGGGGUCACAACAAUGCUGCUUCGUUGAUGUUCGUCUGCGCGAACCUCUGUUACUUGUAUCCCGGAGAUCAAAAUCUACGUCAAAGAGGUCCUUCGAAUCAUCCAGCAGUACUCAAAAUGCAUCACAGCGAACUGGACUACCGCUGAAACCUCCGACACAAUGUCCUGAGACUCGAAGGCGUUCAAUUCGGAACCGUGCGAACAAACCCGAGGUUCGGGAUGCACCACUAACUACCAUCAAUCUUGCAUCUCCAGAGAAACACCUCAGUUUAAAAUCCCCAGAGCACUCCUCGAUCAGGUCGAAGGCCAAACUUGCGCCGUCUCAUGUCAGUCUACCACCGCGAGAUGGAAAACCCGCGAAAUUGGCCAAAGCUCAUGGACUUGGGACACCGCGAUUGACCAUUUCUGGCCGACUCGGCAGUCCGACGUGGUGGAACUCAUCUUUGUCUUGUGCGGGUUCCUCAACACCUCCCAUCCGCUCCAAUUCGGAGUUUGAUGAUGAAGAAUGGGAGUUAGACAAUGCAGGCAAACACUCACGUCUGUCGUCAAAUGCAUCUCGGAAGGAUGAAAGUUGGAAUGAGUCAAAUUCUGCUCUCCAGGAGUCCUUCAUAUUGACACCUCCAGCCUUCAAAGAGGACAAUGGUGUGAAUGUAGCUGCUUCUACUUCAACGGCAGACUCUGCUGGCACAACUACAGCUCCGUCCGAUGCAUUUUAUGAAGACGAAGGAUCGUCGAAGGCGUGUAGCGACGUCAUUGCUGUCGUGGAGGUCAGUGACAGUGAUGAUAGUUGUCAAUUCGUGUUAGAAUCGCGUCACCGGUCGCAGAGGCGGGCGCGUCCCCCAGCGUGGACCACUCGGGAUUACCUUGUCACGAGACCGCGAAAAAUCUCCAAACAAUGUCGAAAGCUUUCAAAUACUUCCCUAUCCCCAACAAAAAAUGCCCCAUCGACAUCAACAGCCAUCCACUCUAUUGAGUGUGGUCGACAACCAUCUCUCAAGGCAAAUGUCAGCGAUCACUGUGAUGAAUGUGGUCUCCCAUCUCCCGGGGGUCCAAACCUUAAUCUCCCAUUGGUUCACUGUUGGCACAACAAUUGUCCCGGUCGCAUCCAUCUAACCUGUGCACAGUUAGGCGGGGUCCUAAUUGCUACUGGACGAUACCCACAUUGCUUCUAUGUCGCAUGUCGUCGCCAUCUAAGUGAAUACCGACAGGUUAGACAUAUUGUUUAUGAACAGGUAGACGAGGAGGUGCCGCUUGAGCCUGGUGACCCGGUAUACGCGCUUUACCCAGGAAACGGUCGCUAUUACAAUGCCGUUGCGGUGGAACUGGCUGCUCCGCGGGUCUGCAAAGUGGUUUUCCAGGACGGGACGUUUUCUCGUGAUACUCCCUCCGACUGCAUAAUUGUUAUGCUGCUCGACGGCCGACGGACCACGUGCACCCUUCCCUUGCCCCACUCAGUCGUGGUAGAAACCAUAGUAGCAACUGUCAUUUUUUUGCAGGGCCAUGAUUGGCGCAGUCUUGGUUCUCCAAAGGUGGGCUCCCAAGUUAAAGUCAAAUGGAAGGAUGGCGUGGAGUAUCCGGCUGUCUUUGAAGGCGCAUCAGUUGACAAGUGGAGUGUAUGCUUGAUUUGUAAAAAAACCGUGGCUCUCUACGGCACUGUCCGCUUCCAAAACGGUCAGACUGUUCGACUGCGGCGUGAUAAAAUCUUCCGUGUCAAUGAACGGAUACCAACACACAUUCGACGACUGAUUAUGCGUUAA